AUGCAUGCUGCACCUGUGCUCCCGAGCGACAUGUUUUCAGACAAUGCUCUCGCUGCUAACGGCGAGAGCACUACGGACGGCCAGUUUUCUACAACAUUUCGCAAGGCGAAGUCUAAGAAGAAGUUUCAGAAGACCUUCACAAAGGGGAAAAGGCGGAGCAAAAAGGAAGAAGAGGAGAGCACAGAGACAGUGGCGUCGCCCACUCCACUGGAUCGGUACUUCUCCUCUUAUGCUCCGUUUCCUUACAACUCAGGUCUGUCGCCAGAUGAGUCCUACCGAGCUUUGUCGAAAUAUUUUGGAUGGAAGGGUAAACGCGCAGACCGUGACGAAGCCUGGGAAGGCUACAGUCGCGCGAUGUAUGAGGAGACCAGGAUGUUGUUCGGCAGCGAAAACGACAUCAAUGCUUGGCACCACUUAUGCCGUGCCAUUGGCGUAAAGGAUCCGCCCGCCACUUUUGGGGUCGGUCGGGACAAGCCGGUCCUCCCGUAA
Messenger RNA from Grosmannia clavigera kw1407, 489 nucleotides. RefSeq lists its product as uncharacterized. Bases 1 to 489 code for a protein of 162 amino acids. The transcript has 2 exons. Lineage: Eukaryota; Fungi; Ascomycota; Sordariomycetes; Ophiostomatales; Ophiostomataceae. The record is from RefSeq and is a predicted model, not a curated record.